Molecule: messenger RNA, 207 nt
Organism: Adineta steineri
Lineage: Eukaryota; Metazoa; Rotifera; Eurotatoria; Adinetida; Adinetidae
Source: the annotation of a GenBank genome assembly
AUGUCAUAUCGACGUAGUCAAGAUUUUUAUAUUAGUUCAAUGAUUCAAUUUAAUUGUGAUGGUUCACUUUCGACAUCUACAAAAUGGACAAUCAAAAAUUGUACUUCAAUUAGUUGCUCAUUUGAAAUUGUAUUAAAUGACAAAGUUAUGACAACAUAUAGUGAACUUUAUAUUCCAUCAAGAACUCUUGAUUAUGGUGUUUAUCAA